AUGCGACGACGCUCGGGAAGUCGCACUGCCUCCGAAGGCGGGACUGAGCCAUCGCCACAGGCACAGCCAGACCAGGCGGCAGCAGCAGCAGCAGCGUCACCAAGAGUGGCAAGGCGCCCAUCACGAGCCCGAGAACCAGCAGGCAGCACCACCGCAGACGCAUCUCCACUGCAUGCGCUGCCGCCAAACCACGCUUUUCGGCAGCAGACCCAUGCUCAGACGCACGCAUUGCGGCAAGACGAGCGGCCGGCGGGCGAGCUGCACGCCUACGACCCGCACGUGCCGCCCAGCAACCGCGACACAGCCUCAGCAGCUCCAAGCGCGAUGCACGGCGGCAUCCGGCCCUCAGCUGGCCCCGUCGCUCCCUUCUCGAUGGCACAGCACCUGCUCGAGCACCGCAGUGGCUCCAGCAGUACCAGCAGCAGCAGUACCAGCAGCAACAGCGGCGGCAGCGGUGGCCUUGGCGGCGGGCACAGCCUCUCAAACCGCAGUUUCAAUGGCAACCUGCACGCGCAGCUGCCUUCUUCUUCUUCUUCGCUGCCAAGACCACCAUCAUCAUCAGGAGCAGCGGCGGCUCCAUCGGCGGCUACUGCUCCAUUGGCGUGGCCGCGGUCGUCGUCGUUCUCGUCCGCGCCCACACGGCCGGCUGCUGAUGAUGACGAGGCAGCGUCGCCGCAGCAUCCCCCGCCGACUCCGACAAAGUCGUACACACCGCUAACCCCGCGCGACGGACGACCAGGGCGAAGAGGGUUUCCAAAUGUCUCGCCCAGCCCGAUGCGCAUCAAUCCACAAGAAUUGUCAAAACUGCACCAGCAACAAGCGAGCGCUCGCCAACGCUCACGCGAGCACUUGGCACUCUUUGGCACAGCUUUCACCUCGCCCAUCCCCGGAGUCGAGAACGACCUGCCGCCGUCCCACGAACGGUCGCAGGCAUUCGCUGCACAAAGACAGCAGCUCUUGCAUCAGCAGAGCAGCAGCAGUCGCAGCCAGCCGUUCUUUGCGGGUGGGCUGAGCUUCUCCAAUCACGCCUCCGGCUCUCGUGCGGGCGGCUCGCAGCCCCGUUCACAAGGGCGCAUCGGGCGCACUUCCCGUGGCGUCAGCCAGGUUUUGCAUUUUGACGCUGACACCGACGAGGGAGAUCAUGGUGCGAGCAGUCGGUUGGAGCCCACUGGAAGGCAUGCGCGAUUUGCCCCUCACAAGAACAUCAACGACGACAACGACGACAACGACGACGACGACGACGACGACGAUCAUGAUGGUGGACAUGACGAUAGGGACAGCGGCGACGAGGAUAGCGACGACGAAGAUGAUGGCGACUCUGUUCAAUCCGGCAAUCUCUUGCUUGACGACGAGCGUGCCUCUGAAGAAGCAGCAGCGGCGUACAUGCGCCGACGCGUUUCUACCACCAGCUCGGCCGCGUCCACCCCGCGUCGCCUGACCCAGCAAGCCGUCACACAAGCACGCUCAUCUCCGCCUUUCAGCACCGAUUGGCGGACCACUGAUUCUCCGCAGCGUGCUCACGACGAUGUUCGCUCGUUUUCCAGCUCGCCUUCCGCCUCAACCCAUGCCAACGCAAGCAUGUUGGAUGUCUCCCACCUUUCAAGCGGACGCGACCGUGGUGCAGCUGACAAUGCCGAGGCUCGAGCGAUGACCAACGCCUUCUACAACCCGGAAAUCGACCAGACCUACUUUGAACAAUGCUUUGUGAGUCUUGAGCGGAUGGGCAGCGGGUCGUUUGGCAACGUCUUUAAGGUUCGUUCCCGCGAAGACGGUCGAGUGUACGCCAUCAAAAUUGCCAAGCAACGGUUUCGCAGCCAAACCGACCGUCUUGAAAAAAUCUCCGAAGUGUACAACAUGCAAUCGCUCGGCCGUCAUCCGCACUGUGUGCAGUAUUAUGACGCCUGGGAAGAGCAGGAGGUGCUGUACAUUCAGAUGGAGUUUUGCGAGCUCGGCAGCCUGCAGAGCUACGCCCGCCGGUUCAACGCUCUGCCCGAAGAGCAAAUCUGGGACUUUCUCACAGACAUUGCGUUGGGCCUCCAGCAUGUCCACGAGCGCAAUUUCUUGCAUCUCGACAUCAAGCCCGAGAAUAUCUUUGUGGCCGAGGACAAGUCUCUCAAACUUGGGGACUUUGGGAUUGCCUAUCGCAUCAACAGUGCGUCUUCGCCAAGCUCUUCCGAUGCAGCCGCCGAACGUGAAGCUGCACUGACCUAUGAGCAGCAACCACGAGCAGCAGCAGCAGCAGCAGACCGUGCUAGUACUUUUUCACUGCAACACCACCCGCGCCAGAUGGAUGCUUCGUCCGGUGCUGCUGCAAGUCGCGAAACCCCGCUCGCUACCCGACGCCAACGACCAUCGACAUCGACUGCCGCGCCAAAUUCUCCGGGGCUUUUGUCAAUGCUUAAUCUCGCCUCGCCGCAGCUGUCAACCUCUUUCGGUGACAAUCGCCGGGAAGGCGACUCGCGCUACCUGGCGCGCGAAGUGCUCCAAGACGAAAACUUUUCCAAAGCAGCAGACAUUUUCAGUUUGGGCAUUACCACUCUGCAGCUGGCGACGCACAUGGAGUUGCCUUCGGAUGGACCCCAUUGGCGUGCUCUUCGUCUCGGCGAUUUUCCAGACUGCGCAGGUGUUUCGGACGAACUCAUGAAUCUCAUCCGGUGGAUGAUGAAUCCCGAUCCCGCGCUUCGACCCACCAUUGACCAGAUUCUCGCUCACUCCUCCGUUCAGCGAUCGCUUAGCAAGCGAAAGUGGGUCCGCGUGUACAACUGUCUGUCCGUCGUGACUUCAGAUGUCUGCUCGCAAUGUCGGUCAGCGUCCUGGAGAGUUUUCAACUUUGCUCGCCGGUUUUUGCCGUCUGGCCUCCUAUCCCAACAACCACCAGCAUCAAGCCGAUUUUCAGACACGCUUUCAAAUUUGUCUGGCGUGUCCGACAACGACACAUGGGAAAUGGAAAGUCCAGUUUCAUCUCGCGCGCGGACUCCCGGUUUGGACCCCGCGUCCCCCACGCCCGCGGCCAGAUCGUUUGAUGUGAAUGACCAUUUCGUGAGCAUGCAGCCGCAGGCGAUCAACCGCCAACAGCAACAACACCAGCAACUGCAUCAGCAGCAGCAACGACACCAACCUGCCAUUUCACAAAAUGAGCAUCCGCAACACCAGCAACCAUCACAUAGCCAGAGCACGUUCGUCACUCAACAGCCCGGUGCGCAGUCCACUCAUCAACUGCCAGCCGCCACAGACAUGAACAAGCCAGCCCCGCCAUCGCCAUCACCGGCUCGUUCACGGGGUCAGUCGCUCAGGCGAGGCGGGUCUGCCAGUACCGGGCGCGAUGGCUCCAAUCUUUCUCACAUGACCAGUCCGGCUGCAAGCCAUCCCUCUGCUGGUGGCCGUCAAUUAUUUGGUCAUUGA
Capsaspora owczarzaki ATCC 30864 is the source of this 3402-nucleotide messenger RNA. RefSeq lists its product as hypothetical. The coding region runs from base 1 to 3402 and encodes 1133 amino acids. The record is from RefSeq and is a predicted model, not a curated record. The transcript is spliced from 3 exons. Gene Ontology annotation, molecular function: protein kinase activity; ATP binding. Gene Ontology annotation, biological process: protein phosphorylation. Lineage: Eukaryota; Filasterea; Ministeriida; Capsasporidae.